Messenger RNA from Rhizophagus irregularis DAOM 181602=DAOM 197198, 1368 nucleotides. The record is from RefSeq and is a predicted model, not a curated record. NCBI's taxonomy places the organism in Eukaryota, Fungi, Glomeromycota, Glomeromycetes, Glomerales, Glomeraceae.
AUGGCAUAUUAUCUCAUUCUAGGUAAAGUUCCUGCUAAAGAGGAACUUGAUUAUGUUAAGUUCGAUUCCUCAGAACGCAUUAUGAUACUCAGGAAUACUAUAUAUGAGAUGAAGAAGAACACUCUUUCCAGUAUUGACAGAAGCGAUCUCAAAUUAUGGAAAGUCAAUAUUCCUUUCGACUGUGAAAAUGAUAAGCUGAAGAUGCUUGAUAACGCGUUUGGUACAAUUAACAUUGAAAAAGAUCUUAAAGGAGAGAAAAUGUUACCAGGAGACGAAAUUUCAAAAUAUUUAAAAAACUUAUCAACAUCCUCAAUCCACAUCCUCGUGCAAUUGCCUCAGCCCACCACCACUGAAAAAGGAAAGCGAUCGCGGAUAGAUUUGGAUGAAGGUCAAAAUAGUAAAAGAGCAAAAUUUGCAGAUUUAAAUAUAAUUUCUACUGCCCAUAAAAUCAUGGAAGGCAUAAUGAAACUUGAUGAGAAUGAAUCUACUUACUCAAAUCCUAAAAAUUUCCUCUCAUUACCAUAUCCAUACAUUGGCGAAAAAUUACCAAUAGAUAGAUUCGCUAUUGACAAUAAUCGUUAUUUCAACUUUAUGGGACGAAAGGAAUUCAGAAACAUUUUAGAAACCAUAAACAAACUUCGAUCUGGUACUGGAUAUAUGAAAUUAUUUGUUUAUGGUACUGUCGGAUAUGGCAAGUCACAUAUUCUUUCAGCAAUUGCAUGCUUCCUUUUCCGAACAGGAAGACGUGUUGUAUUUCUUCCCGAUUGUCGCCAACUGGCAGUAGACCCAGUAGAUUAUACCAAGUCUGCCUUAUUUCUUGCCUAUCAUGAUGAUGAUGCAAAAAUAAAUGAAAUUAAUUCCUGUGAAAAUUUUGAAAAUAUCGUAGAUUUUUGUAAAAAAUUACAAUUCAAAGAAAAGUUAUAUUUUAUCGUCGAUCAAAUGAAUGCUCUAGAUGAACUUGAUAAUACUGGGGUUAGCUUAAAAAUUAAACAACAAAUUAAUAAAAUGAGCAAUUACCAUUAUUAUAUAAUGAGUUUUUCAGCUAACAAUAAGACAAUACUACAUUAUCUUAUGCAAAAGCAAACUGGUGAAUUGAAGAUCAAGCUUUAUGGAGGGUUUAAUGAGGAAGAGAUGGAAGAAUGGUGGAAAAAGUAUAGUUUGCCAGCAAUGAAUGAUCAGGAGAAGGAACAAAUCAAAGACAUCACAGGCAAAAUUCCACUAUUCUUAAACUUUUUGCUAGAAUAUAGUCACGAGAAUUUUGAAGGUGCAUUUGCAUAUCUAAAACAAAAAUUAAAGUCAAUAAUACAAAAGCCGAUGAUAGAAUAUUCGGAAAAUCUAUUAGGCAAUAAACAUACAUGGGAUCGGUAA